This is a messenger RNA of Clarias gariepinus (North African catfish), 902 nucleotides long. RefSeq names its product chromosome 24 CXorf58 homolog (gene c24hxorf58). The transcript has 8 exons. The coding region runs from base 75 to 860 and encodes 261 amino acids. NCBI's taxonomy places the organism in Eukaryota, Metazoa, Chordata, Actinopteri, Siluriformes, Clariidae. The record is from RefSeq and is a predicted model, not a curated record.
CGUCCAUCAGCACUCAGCUUUAACUAAAAGUAUAAACAGAUCGAAAGCUGUUUCGGAGUAACAGACGAGCCGACAUGAUGGAUUCUGGGUGUGAGCAGGACGUGUGUGAGGUUUAUGCUCGCAGAAUUCAGGUGUUCUGGAGAGCUCGUCGGGACAGGAAAGUGUUUAAGCUGCUCAUGAGCACCGCGCGCUCGGCUGAGGAGUGUUUGACCCCUGCAGUUCUCCGACAGCUCAGUCCUCGAGAAGCAAAUCUGCUGAAAGACCAGAGUCUUCAGUGUAAAGUUCGAAUCAGGUUCUCAGGUCCUCAGUUUCCUCCUGUGAUUGUAUUUAAGAUCUUCCAGACAGGUCGAGGAGGACGCUACCUGUCCGGGAAAAAUGUCUUCCAGCCGUCCAAUCAGGCCACAGUGGACUCCUGCAGGAUGAUGGGAAACAGGAAGUUCAUGGACCUGAUGCAGCAGGACGAGGUUCACUGGCAGGGUCGCAUCAUCUCACGUCCUGCAGACGUCACGUGUAUCAGAGACUACAUGCAGUACUCGAGUCACCUGGAUUUGUCCCCAGUUGCCCCCCCGCCCUCAGCAGUGUCCACUCGGGGACCCAGGACUCCAAAACGGCGCUCACCCCAAGCUCGGACACUCACUGACCGCAUGAGACGUGUUUACACGCUGCGAGGGACAAAGACAGUUAAAGAUGGAGAUCAGGUGAUAAAUGUGAGCGAGCGACGCUCAGCUGAUGAGGAGUGUGUUUUCUUCCCUGCUGCGUCUGAAGGUGUGGCUUUGAGCGACGUUUCCGAUUGCGAGUGGGAGGAGGAGGCGGAGCUACUCUGCUCCUGGUCCAAUCAGCUCACACUGGACUGGAUUUAAUUCAGCUCAGUCUUUAGACUUCAGUCUCAUUUUUGACAUAAA